Anoplopoma fimbria (sablefish) is the source of this 2993-nucleotide messenger RNA. It is a transcript of the gene ppp4r4, whose product is annotated as protein phosphatase 4, regulatory subunit 4. The record is from RefSeq and is a predicted model, not a curated record. The transcript is spliced from 25 exons. Lineage: Eukaryota; Metazoa; Chordata; Actinopteri; Perciformes; Anoplopomatidae. Gene Ontology annotation, cellular component: cytosol; protein serine/threonine phosphatase complex. Bases 1 to 2934 code for a protein of 977 amino acids. Gene Ontology annotation, molecular function: protein phosphatase regulator activity; protein binding.
AUGUUCUCCAGCAGCAGAAUGACUCUGAACCAGUCCAGCCUGCUGUUCGGCCCACUGGAGGAGCUGCAGGAGCUCGCCUUCAUCGAGAGGCCGAUCCGACGGAGCCUCAAGACAGCAGAGGAGAUCGACCAGCUGACUGUGGAUGAAGACCUGAACGACAUUGAGAGAGCCGUCUACCUGCUCAGUGUGGGUCAGGAGGUGCAGAGAGCGAGUGUCAUCAGUAACCUGCCGAGCCUCGUCCGCCAGAAUCCAGCUGAGACAUUUCGUCGGGUCGUACCAAAGGUCCGGGAGGUCCUGAAUGGAGCUGGAGCAGAGAUCCAGCUGGCAGCAGCGGCGUCGUUCUUAACCAUCCUGCAGGACGACAUCAUCCUGAUUCACACUCACACCUUCUCCAUCCUGAAGACCGUCCUGCUGCACCUGAACCACCGAGACACAGUGGUGAGCAACGCCUGGUUGGAGACUCUGCUGUCGGCCAUCAACGCUCUCCCCAAAGAGACCAUCAAACAGGAGGUGCUGAACCCUCUCCUCUAUCAGUCUCAGCUGUCUCACUCUCUUCAGACUCGUCUGGCCAGCUGUCGCAUUUUAGGGAAAGUCGCCUGCAAGUUCGACACUCACAUAGUGAAGAAGGAGCUGCUGCCGUUGGCCCAGUCUUUGUGUCAGGAUGUGGAGUUGGAGGUUCGAGCCUGUAUGUGCCGUCAGCUGGAGAGCAUCGCCAGAGCGACGGGGGUGGACCACACCAGGACCGAGCUGCUUCCUGAACUGGUGGAGCUCGCCAGAGAUGAGGAGAGCAGCGUCCGCCUCGCCGCCUUCGACACCCUCAUAAACCUGAUGGAGAUGAUGGACAGUGAUGACAGACUCCAUGUCGUGGUUCCCAUGGUGAUGUCUGUGUGCGAGGUGUCAUCGCAGGCGGACGAAGCCAUCGUGGCAUCUUUGUCGUUCCAGUUUGGGAAGGUCUGCAGCGGACUGGAAGGCUCUCUGACUGAGGAGGAGAAGGCCCGGUUGCUGCAGAGGUUUAAGGUGCUGUGUGUUGCUGGUUUGCAGACUGAAGGAAACCAGACUGACUGCAACGAGUCAACGCUGAUCCGCUGCAACUGCUGCUACAACCUGCCGGCCAUGGUGGUGUUCGCUGACUCGGUUCACUUCCUGUCAGAGCUCUACCCGUCUUUCUCCAGUCUUUGCUGUGACCCAGAAGUCAGCGUUAGACGGAGUGCUGCAGCAAGUUUCCACCAGGUGGUGAAGCUGCUCGGUGCAAACGUCCAGCUGGUCCACAAAGAGCUCCUGGCUUUGCUGCAGGAUGAAGCUCUGGAGGUUGUGGAUGCUCUAAUGAAUCACCUGGAGGAAACUCUGGAGGCAGUUCUUUCCAGAGGAGAGAACCUGGUUCUGGACAACAAGUUCCCCGAGCUCCUCUCGGCUCUGCUGUUAGUGGAGCAGAAGGUUGGAUGCUCUCUGCGUUGGCGGCUGCAUGAGAAGCUGCUGCAGCGUUACAGCUGUCUGGCCAGACUUCUGCCUGGAGAACUGCUGCACCAGAGCUUCUCCCCGCGCAUCUUCACCAUCCUCACCACCAAUAAGGUGUUGCCGGUUCAGAGAGAGGCGGCUCGGACGUUCUGCACAUUCCUGCGUUACAACCGCAAACACGAGCAGCGCCAGGAGAUGAUGGAGCGACUGAUCCAAGAUCUGGCUCAGGGGCGGAGCUACUGGAACCGCCUGAGGUUCCUCGAUGUUUGUGAAACAGCCUCUGACAUUUUCUCCAGAAAAUACUUUAACAAGUACUUCCUAAUCCCUGCACUGGAGCUGGUCCACGACCCCGUGGCCAACGUCAGGUACAAGCUGUGCCAGCUGUUGCCCAGACUGCGGUCAUCGCUCCGCCUGCCGGCUGACAAACAACUGCUGCAGCAGCUCGACUUCUGCGUCCAGAAACUCCUCUGCAGAGAAAAAGACAAGGACGUGGUGGCCACCAUCCGCAAGACAGUGUUGGAACUGGACAAACUGGACCUUGCAGAACCUUUUCACAAGAGGCAGGAGAGGGAUUUACUGGACCAGAAGAAGGAAAAGGAGGAGACUCUGCUGCUGGAGAUGGAACAGCUGGAGCGCCAGCAGAGUGAAGGGAAACUAAACUCUGAAAAACAUACAGAGAGAAAACGGAGAGACAGUAAGACCAGUCUAUCUGCAAUCAAAUCCAUGUCUGUGUCUUCGUCUGGAGCCACCUUGUCGUCCUCGGGAAAAGAGAUGAGGAAGGCUAAACUGUCGAGGAGUCGAUCUCUCAGCAGUCAGCCGACGACGUCCAAACCUGCCAACUCAGACAGACCUCUGAAAGUGAAAGAGCUGAGCAGCAUGUCUGGACCCGGGAAGUCCUCCAUGUCAUUGAGCAAAGAUGAGCCCCUGAGGACCGCCCAUUUCUCGACUGCAACCCAGUCAUCCUCCUCCAUGCCAGUCUUGAUACGCAGCAACACCACCAGCCUACUGGAGAGGGCCAGUACACUGGACCACAGGAGAAGUAGUAUGGACCACAGGACCAGCAGCCUAGAUCAGAGGGAUCAUAGAACCAGUACACUGGACCACAGAACCUGUAACAUGGACCACAGAAACAAUAUGAUGGAGCAGAGAACAGGUACAAUGGACCAUAGAACCACUACCAUGGACCAGAGAGACCACAGGACCAGUACUAUGGACCAUAGAACCACUACCAUGGACCAGAGAGACCACAGGACAAGUACCUUGGACCAUAGAACCUCUACCAUUGACCAGAGAGACCAUAGGACCAGUACCUCGGACCAUAGAACCACUCCCAUUGACCAGAGAGACCAUAGGACCAGUACCUUGGACCAGCGCAGUAAAACGAUGGACCGAGGGUGCGGGGUGAAGAACAGCCAGUCCAGAAAGUUGUCAAUAAACAGGAAGUCAAACUCUUUCAGCGUCCAGUCGGGACGAGACUGAAGAUGAUGAUGUCAUCAUACGUCCACCAGGCCAUGAGCAAAAGACUACCCAGAAUGCAA